AUGGCCCCGACUAAACGACUGGCAGAAAAAAAAAUGGAACAUGAGUUGGAAAUGUGCAAACUGAAGGCAGAGUGGCAGCAGGAGAAGAUAAAUGAGUUAAGAGAGGAGAGAGAUUAUUUGAAGGAACAGUUGGCUGCAGCUCUUAAAAAAGAUGGCACAGCAUCCACCUCCGCCCUGGACACAACAUCCACCUCCACAACCCGUUUGUCCUCACAUUCUUCUGACAUCUCAAUGGAAUCCUCCUCUGAGAGCACCUCUGACUCCUCCUUCGACACGUCCUCAUCAGAGGACAAGAAGAAGAAGAGGAGGAAGAAGAAGGGGAAAGGGGAAAAGAAGCGGAAGAAGUCAAAGAAAAUGAACACAAAGACACGUCAGAGAGCCCAAAAUCCAAACCAGGUGGUGGCCCGGUACACCAAAAUACUUAAACUCUUCAAUAAAGGAGGGACCAUGUCUGCUGCUUUCAGUCGGGUCAGCGUGGACCACAACACGGUGGUGGCCAAUGCUCCAAUCGCAGAGCUGUUCCUUGCUGCGCCUAGCAAGUACAAUGAAUUGAUUGAGGACUACAAUGUUCGGCGGGCGAAACUCUCUGCGUUUGCUAUACAAUGUGAGGCUGCAAUUAAGCAGGACCCAGACAUACAGGGUGCAAUCCAAGCCUAUAAGGCUUCUGGAAAGCUGCUGCCCAUCUCAAAGAAGUGA
This is a messenger RNA of Cololabis saira (Pacific saury), 696 nucleotides long. RefSeq names its product coiled-coil domain-containing protein 106-like. NCBI's taxonomy places the organism in Eukaryota, Metazoa, Chordata, Actinopteri, Beloniformes, Belonidae. Gene Ontology annotation, cellular component: nucleoplasm. The transcript is spliced from 3 exons. Bases 1 to 696 code for a protein of 231 amino acids. The record is from RefSeq and is a predicted model, not a curated record.